AUGGACACGUCGUCAACCCUCGCGACGAGCGCCACCCCGACAAUUCCCGCCGAACAGCUUGCCGCACUUACAUCGCUGCUGUCGGGACUCACCGCUGCCGCUUCCGGCACUACCGCACCCGCCACGACAUCCGGCUCCAAUCGCAAUGCCUUCCCGAAGCAUGCGCGGUUGGACGGGCCGAAGACGUUCGCGAACUGGACACGCCAGCUUCGCCUGUGCCUAGCGGACGACAUCCGCUCCUACGUCCUCGACGGAAUCACCCCCGACGAUUGGACGCCUUCGCAACGCUCCGCCCGCGACGUCGUGGCACGCGAGAUCCUUGCAAACUCAAUCGACUCGGCCGAAGUCUCGGCAGUCCUCGACAAGAUCCCUACGGCCGACCUCACAGCGCCCAAGAUUUACUCGACGCUGAAAUCGCGAUACGCCCCUGAUGACGCCACUCGCACGCUCGAGCUCUUCUCGCGACUCUGGGGCUUCCGACCCAUGCCCGGAACGGUUGGCGAAUUUGACAGUUGGAUCAUGGACUUCAAGUCGGUCGCGCAAGAGAUCAUCGAUACGAAAACGACGAUCAACGACGUCCUUGCCACACUCCUCCUCGCGAUCGCCCACCCGUCACUCGAGAGCUUCAAGGCAACGUUCACCGACGAACAACGCACGCAACGAACUCUCCCUGACAUCGAUUCAGUGGCCGACCGUAUGCGAGUUCAACUCCGGUCAACGAACCUCUCCAACGAUCAAUCGGCCCUCCUUGCCUCGUCGUCGCCACGUUCUACCCGUACCAAGUGCCUCGCCUGUCGCAGCCCUUCUCACCGCGUCGCACAAUGCCCUACAAGGGCCCAGCAUCCACCGCCAGGCCCGUGUCGCUCCUGCAAGAAGAAGGACCACUGGUCUUUCGACUGCAAAAAGGCUCUUGAGGACGGGAAAACGCCCGACACCUCUGAUGCGCAACACCAUGUCGGAUGUCUCGCCACCGGUCUUCUCGCACAUCGUCGUCAGCUUCGCAACAACUCCUUCGUCGUCGACUCGGGUGCCACUUCGCACAUGGUCUCGGACAAGUCGCUGUUCACGGCCUAUCGCCACAUCGCUCCUACGAAGAUUGGUGGUAUUGCAGGGGGCAUCAACGCCGUCGGAACGGGAAACAUCGCCUUUGUUGCCGCCUCCGGUCACCCGAUCACGCUUACCGGCGUGCUGCACACCCCGGGCCUGUCUGUCAACCUCCUCUCGGUCUCUCGACUUUGCGACACCGACGAUGUCCGUGUCGCCUUCACGAAGCACGGCAUCCAUAUCGACAAGAACGGCAAUGCUAUCGCUGAAGGGCGCAAGACUCGAGGAAGGGCUCUACUUGCUGGACGCUGAUCAUUCCAAAUGUCAGCAUCUCGCUCUCCUCUCUCGCUCACAGUCUUCCGUGCCCCUGCUGACCCUUCACCGCUGCCUCGGCCAUCUCGCACCGUCGUCCAUACAGAAGAUGGUUGCCGCUGGUUUGCUGGAAGGUCUCGGGGCCGGAUAUAGUGACGAAGAGGUAGAGAAGUUUGUCUGCAAUGCUUGCCUCAGUGCAAAGGGCCAUCGUCUUCCUUUUCCCGAUUCGGACUCGCACUCCUCAGAGAGACUCGGCCUCGUACACAGCGAUGUGCUUUCCUUUCCCGAGUCGUCCUUGACUGGCAAGCGUUACCUGGUCACGUUUCUUGACGACUUCUCGCGCAAACUGUGGGCAUACGCGAUCGGACACAAAAGCGAAGUCUUUGGCGUGUUCAAGACAUGGCUUGCCGAGGUCGAACUCGAGACGGAUGCAAAACUGAAGGUCCUCCGAACCGACAAUGGUGGCGAAUACUGUUCGAGAGCGUUCACGGAAUUCUGUAAGGCACGCGGCACACGUCGACAAUACUCUAUCCCUCGAACGCCUCAACAGAACGGUCGUGCCGAACGAGUCAAUCGUUCUAUCGUCGAAGGUGUCCUUGCCCUCCUUGCAGACGCCCACUUACCCAAAUCAUUCUGGGAGGAGGCAGCAGCUUAUUUCGUCUACUGCAAGAACCUGUGCGAACACUCGGCCCUGGACAAGGCAACACCGAACUUCGCCUGGCAGGGCGACCGCACCAACGCCUCGGCGCUUCACCCGUUCGGCUGCACGGCUUGGCUCACAGUCGCGCCUGAACUUCGCUCGAAACUCGACCCGAAAGCGGUUCGCGUUCUCUUCACCGGCUAUGACCUGGCUUCUAAAGCCUUCCGUUUCUACGACACGACGACCAAGAAGAUCAGUUUGGGCAGAAAUGCCAGGUUCCUCGACAACGAAUUUCCCGGGUUACGUAGCGACUCCACCGAGCAAGACGCCGACACGCACUUCGCCAGCGCUUGCCCGACCACCGAAUCCCAAGCCGUUGUCAAGACAUGGACCCCACUAGUAAGGUCGGCGCACAUGGACGUCUCAUCCUCUCUUGAUGACUCUGCCAUGAGCGCCGUUGACGUGGCCCCAGGGUACACUGGCGGAACCUUACUUAAUUCCACAGAUGCCGAAUCGUCCUCGUCACCGUCUCCUGAGCCGUCCUCGUCACCGUCGCCCGCAACUCCCUUGUCACCGUCGCCUGCGCUGUCACCGUCGUUGGCUGCGUCAUCGUCACCCUCGGCCUUACCGACCGACUCUGACUACUCCGCCGACCCUCUGGACCUCAUCGGCUCACAGACCCCGACUCGCCUCGGCCCACCGGACGUGCACCGCCCAGACUUCAGCACGUACCGUGAGCCCGCAUCGGCUGAGGAGUCGCCCGACGAACUCGACAUCAUUGGGCGCCACUCGCGCGAUGAAUCGCCGGACGAAAUCGAUUUCCUCACCCAACACCACCGCGCCUUCAUCGCCACCGACGACGACAACUCUGACACAGAAGCCAUUCAACCAGUCAAGUCCAUCACCAGCGACCCACAGACAUGGCGCGAGGCAAUGUCGAGUGACAAGCGCGAAGUGUGGGCCAAGGCCGCUACCGACGAGUUCAAUUCCAUGCGCGACGACUUCAAGGUCUUCACCAUCGAGGACCGAUCCACGGUACCAGCGGGUGCGACCAUCGUCACAUCCAAGUUCGUCUGGAAAACGAAACGGAAUGCACUCGGCGAAGUCACCGGCCACAAGGCACGGCUCGUGGCGCAGGGAAAUCGGCAACGCGACGGCAUCGACUUCAACGAAACCUUCGCACCAGUCGCACGCUUCUCCUCGAUACGCUCACUCCUCGCGCUGGCGGCCGCCAACGGCUUGCACGUGCACCAGGCGGACAUCGACAAAGCCUAUCUGCAUGGCGACCUUGACCAUGACAUCUGGAUGACGACACCGCGCGGCUUCGACCUUCCCACCGACAAGGUGCUUCGUCUGCGACGCUCCAUCUACGGACUCAAACAGGCUGGCCGAAUCUGGAAUCGACACAUCGACGCAUCGCUUCGAGAUCUCGGCUAUACGGCGACGGGCACCGACCACUGCGUGUACUCUCGGAUCGACGAUCGGCGACGCCCACACUACAUCGCGCUGUACGUCGACGACCUCCUGAUGAUCAGCCCCGACUUGGCCGAAAUUGAACGUGUCAUCUCGGGCCUCGAACAACGCUACGGCGUCAAGCGCCUCGGCCCGGCAGAGUACAUCCUCGGCAUCCAGAUCAGGCGACUCGAAGACGGUUCUAUUGCCCUGUCCCAGGAACGGUACAUCAUGGACGUGCUUGCUCGGUUCCACUUCGACACCACGACUCGCGGCACUACAGUCCCGAUGACCCCCGGCCUUUCGCUCACCGCCAUCCCGGGUCAAGGCACCGAACGGAUCAGGUCAUGGUAUCUGCAGGCUAUCGGCUCGCUCCUCUACAUUUCGCUCGGCACCCGCCCCGACAUCGCCUUCGCCGUGUCCUACCUGGCCCGCUUCGCCAACAACCCUGGACGUCGUCACUGGAUCGCGGUCAAGCACAUCCUCCGCUAUCUCCGGGCCACAUAUCGCGACGAACUGGUUUAUGCUUGCGGCGAGACACGCAUCACGGGCGUGGUUGGCUACUCCGACGCGAACUGGGGGGCCUGCGUCGAUACGUCGGUGUCCACUAUGGGCUACGUCUUCUACAUUGCCGGAUCCGCCGUGUCUUGGUCGUCCAAGCGUCAAUCUCGAGUUGCCGAUUCUACCACCGACGCUGAAUACCUCGCCCUCUCGCAUGCUGGCAAGGAAGGGAUCUACCUCAGUCAGCUGCUCGAGGAGCUCCAUGUCCAACCUGUUGCACCGGCUCACAUUUUUACUGACAAUGAAGCCGCUGCCGCAGUUGCCCACGACCCUGUCCGCGUCUCCGGCACUCGACACAUACGCUUGCGCGAGCACUUUGUUCGGGACAUGGUGAAUCGGGGCGAUAUCUCACUCUCGCAUGUGGGAACCAGCAACAUGGUGGCCGACAUCUUCACAAAGGCUCUUGGCCCAAAGAUUUUCUCGACACACUGCUACGCACUAGGCCUUCGCACUCGACACCCACGGCUUGGAUCUGCCUCGCAUUCGCGUGGGGGGGGGUGUGAAGAGUCCACUCUCAGCUCGACAGGGGCGCCUCGGUCGUUGCGCGCGCCUGCUAGCCUGGCCCCUGUGGUGGGGACUUAG
Molecule: messenger RNA, 4591 nt
Organism: Microbotryum saponariae
Lineage: Eukaryota; Fungi; Basidiomycota; Microbotryomycetes; Microbotryales; Microbotryaceae
Source: the annotation of a GenBank genome assembly